AUGUUACUGCUGUUUCUGUUCGUCGCCCUGUUCUUGGUGUGCUUCGGGAUGGGCGUGGUGUUCAUGGUGUACAUGUGCAUGCUGUGGUCGUCGAUGCUGCGGAACGGGGAGGGGAACAAGAGCGGGAAGGGGCUGUCCACAGCGGAGCUGGAGCGGCUGGGCGGGGAGGCGGACGGGGGGGCGGUGGCCGGCCAGGAGUGCGCGGUGUGCCUGGAGGACAUCGAGGCGGGACAGGCGGCGCGGGUGCUGCCCGAAUGCCGGCACGCCUUCCACCGCCUCUGCGCCGACCGGUGGCUCUCGGCGCACCCGGACUGCCCCCUCUGCCGCGCCCAACUCCACCCUCCUCCUCCCCCUCCCCCUCCGCCUCCCUUGGCUCCGCCUUCGGUCCCCGUGCACGUGGUCGUGGCUGCAUGA
This is a messenger RNA of Musa acuminata AAA Group (dessert banana), 414 nucleotides long. Its product is annotated as E3 ubiquitin-protein ligase ATL23-like. The record is from RefSeq and is a predicted model, not a curated record. Lineage: Eukaryota; Viridiplantae; Streptophyta; Magnoliopsida; Zingiberales; Musaceae. The transcript has a single exon. Bases 1 to 414 code for a protein of 137 amino acids.